Molecule: messenger RNA, 1361 nt
Organism: Aspergillus ochraceoroseus IBT 24754
Lineage: Eukaryota; Fungi; Ascomycota; Eurotiomycetes; Eurotiales; Aspergillaceae
Exons: 3
Coding region: 84-1361 (425 amino acids)
Source: RefSeq, a predicted model, not a curated record
CAUCCUUCUUAUAUUCAAGCCAACAAUGCCCAACUUCCUCCAUUUAUCUUUAUUUUUGGCUAGGGGAUAUUGUUAGAUUUCCCAUGCCUAUUAUGCCCCGGGUCAUGUAUCUUCCUCCCCAGUUGGCGGAGCCGCCAAACUCCCCGUUACCUUAUACAGCGUCUCCAUGGAAGCUGCUGUGGACAGACAUUUGUCUCUUCUUUCGGUGCGCUCGCUACCUCCCCGGUAUUAUUUUUCCACUUACGCCUUGGAACUCGGGUUGCUUGGACGAGCUAUACCCUUCUCUGAGGAAUAUUGUUAGUGUAACGCUGCAACUCGUGCUCAGCGUGUGCCAGCUCCUCUUCUUGCUGUCUCUCCCCAUCCUUCUGGUUUGGAUGGUCCCAACUUUGGGCGUCUUGGUAUAUAUGGUGACAGUCUUAUUCUUAAACAAGGGAAUUUGCGAUCUGUUUCUGAACCGAGGGGAUAGUGUCUUGGUUUCCAGCGUCCCUGAGAAAGAAGCCCCGGAGCAUCAACAUGAACACUGGAUCUUCAUCAAUGGCGUUGCAGUUGGACAUUAUUGGUUACAGCAAAGCAUCAACCGUCUCGGAUAUACCUUUGGAAGAAAAGUCACCGGUGUCCAUAAUCCAACGGCCGGACUCAUAUUUGAUAUAAUCCAGUGCCUUGUACAGAGAAACUUUUGCUACGCGACGCAGGAUGUGAGACACGCGUAUGCCCAUGCUAAAGCGGCCUUGUUUAAUCCUCAAUACAAGAAAGUGAUUCUGGUAGUGCAUAGUCAAGGGGGAAUCGAAGGAGGCCUGAUUAUCGACUGGCUACUGGAUGAGUUACCCAGUGAACUGCUCCACAAGCUCGAAGUAUAUACGUUUGGAAACGCCGCAAAUCAUUUCAACAACCCCUCCAGAGCGUAUUCGGAACGCCACUCUGAUACGCAACAAGAGGAGAAUGCGAUAUCGCACAUUGAACACUACGCCAACUCGAGGGAUUUUGUGAGCACCUGGGGAGUUUUGAACUUCAGCAACAUACCGAAUCGGUAUAUGGGCCAGGUAUUCAUCCGGCCAGGAUCCGGCCACCAGUUCAACCAACAUUACAUGGACACCAUGUUUACGUCUGGAUCGGACCACACAGUCGCUGAUUCGAAUGACUUCAUGGAUAUGGAGGUAGAGACUGCCGACUGCAAGGUCCCUCGCGAGUCAGCGGUGCCGUCCAAGCAGGUUCUUGUCGCUCAGAAUGAGAGAUCCUCGUCCCCAGAUAGCACAGAUACUAGUCAUCUUUCCGUUCUCGUUUCGGAGAGACAGAAACGCUUGAAGGUAAAGGACCUCAGUCGAUUAUGGCUAUAUCGAAAUGGUGGAUCUCCGGAAGUGUAG